UUUUAUUUGAGUUUGAAAAUGCAUUUCACAAGUAUUAUUGCUGGCAUUUUGAUCCUUGGAUGUGUGGUUAUUAAUGGCCAAGCUCCUGACUGUCGACAGCUAAGGGAAACCUGCAAUAACUGCAUCCGAAUGCUCAAUAAUCCCAUUAACAAUGUGGAGUAUAUGAACGAAGGAUGUCGCGAGAAAGUCCGUGGCAGAUAUGUCUGGAAGAAUCAGACACGUUGCGAUCUUCAGGUUAUAGCUUGUGGAGCCCACAAGAAGAAAAUGGAUUGCCUGGUUAUUGCCGAACUGGCUGGCAUGCCCAGACGCUCUUAG
This is a messenger RNA of Drosophila eugracilis, 315 nucleotides long. RefSeq lists its product as uncharacterized. The transcript is spliced from 2 exons. The record is from RefSeq and is a predicted model, not a curated record. Lineage: Eukaryota; Metazoa; Arthropoda; Insecta; Diptera; Drosophilidae. Bases 19 to 315 code for a protein of 98 amino acids.